UUGUCAGCAGUCGUAGAGACAGGUCGUUGUGAAUUUUUUUGAAACAAAUUUUUGCGUGUCCAAUGUGAUGUUUAUUGUGUAAUUGAAUUAUAGUUUAAUAAGUGUUAUGCACGCCAUGAGUGAUCCAGCUGCUUUGGCAGGAAUGUUACCAUUCGAUUCAAUAGGAUUAUACGAGCAGCCGAAACCUCGGUUUAUUUUCAAGAUGCCCCGUGUUGUUCCGGACCAAAAAGCUAAAUUUGAAUCUGAUGAUUUGUUUAAAAGGCUGAGUAGGGAAAGUGAGGUGCGUUACACAGGCUAUCGCGACCGUCCGCCAGAGGAAAGGCAGAUGCGGUUCACAAGCGGCUGCAGAGAGGGUCAUACAGAAAUCGCUUUCACCGCUACUGGAACUAACCUUCAGCUCGUCUUCGAUCACUCACCGUAUAACAAUCGCGGAUGUGACUUUCAGAAAGAGACUGGCAAGGCUCAUAUUGUAUCCCGAUUUAUAAUGAAUGGAGUCUGCGUGAGAUGGCGGGGCUGGAUCGAUUUGGAACGUCUAGACGGCGCUGGUUGCCUCGAACUUGAUGAGGAACGCGCUGCUAUUGAGGAUGCCGCUUUACGUGAUCAAAUUGAACGGUACAACCAGAGACUAAGAGAUUUUGAGGAUAAACAGCGAGCUUACCGCGAACACGGUGAAGAGUUAAGGGCACAUUCGCAAGUUCAUGCUCAACGUUGCCACCAAGCUCGCCAACCUCCUCACCCGGCUCAUCCCGCUCACCCACAUGCAGCACAUCCUGUCCACAUCAAACCGCACUCUCAAGGUGCUUUGAUAUCGUAAAUAUUAUUUUUAUUGUGUCACAAUGAAUUCGGAUUUUUUGGUCUAUAAGACGCACAGGACGACAAGAGGCACUUUAAAUUUAUGUCAUGAUUUUUAGAAAAUAUGUUUUAAUGUUACUUUCGGAAUGUAUUUUUUUUAUUGUUAACACAUCUCUUUCUAGCAAUAUUCAGUUGAUCUUAAUCUUUUCAGUAC
Molecule: messenger RNA, 1006 nt
Organism: Melitaea cinxia (Glanville fritillary)
Lineage: Eukaryota; Metazoa; Arthropoda; Insecta; Lepidoptera; Nymphalidae
Product: protein big brother-like
Exons: 3
Coding region: 107-814 (235 amino acids)
Biological process (GO): regulation of transcription by RNA polymerase II
Cellular component (GO): core-binding factor complex; nucleus
Molecular function (GO): transcription coactivator activity; sequence-specific DNA binding
Source: RefSeq, a predicted model, not a curated record